Pollicipes pollicipes is the source of this 4801-nucleotide messenger RNA. RefSeq names its product satellite-binding protein 1 Dp1 (gene Dp1). Gene Ontology annotation, molecular function: mRNA binding. The transcript is spliced from 20 exons. Bases 138 to 3923 code for a protein of 1261 amino acids. NCBI's taxonomy places the organism in Eukaryota, Metazoa, Arthropoda, Thecostraca, Pollicipedomorpha, Pollicipedidae. The record is from RefSeq and is a predicted model, not a curated record.
CGCAGGCGCAGUGAGCUCUCGCCCUGUGUCGGCUUGGACAGAAUCCAGCGGCAAAGUGGAUACCAUCAAGGGAAUUCCAGUAUCUUAGGACGGACCCCACGGGAGCAGUACUUGUACUGUAACGACACGGACCGAACAUGGACCAGACACAGUUGCAGCAGCAGCAGCAGCAGCAGGAGGCUGUCGUGCCGGACGGCCUGCCGGAGCCGGAGGUGGCCGCCGACGCGCCGGUCGUCUCCUACAACGAUCUGUUCCCGGCACUGCCCGACAGCGGCCCCGAGGCCGGCGGCCAGAUGCCAGGACAGACCAACCCUUGGGCGCAGCGCAUGCGCGUCGGCACGUCCAGCGUGACCCAGGUGUUCCACGUGCCAUCGGAGGAGCGCAAGACGGACAGGUUCGGGGAGGACAGCUCGAUGCGCGCGUGCGGCGAGAUCAUGCAGAAAACGGGCACUAACAUCGAGGCCUCGACCGGACGCGACCACAGUCUGACCUUCAUCAUCAGCGGCAAGCAGGAGCAGGUGCUGCGCGCCAAGCGACUCAUCCUGGAGAACUUCCAGACGCAGGUGACGCAAAGCAUCAGCAUCCCAAAGGAGCACCACCGGUUCAUCCUGGGCCGUGGCGGCCAGCGGCUGCGUGAGCUGGAGGCGCAGACGGCCACCAAGAUUCACGUGCCGGGCCAGGCCGACCCUAGCGACAAGGUGAACGUGACGGGUAUCAAGGACGGCAUCGAGAAGGCCGUCCACGAGUUGCAGUCUAUCAGCGACGAACAAUCGAAGCAGGCGUACGAGAAGCUGGAAGUGCCGAAGAAGUACCACCCGUUCAUCUGCGGCGCGCACAACGAGAACAUCAUCCGCAUGCAGACUGAGAACCCGGGCAUUCGGAUCAACGUGCCGCCGCUGUCGGUGAUGAAGGACGAGCUGACGGUGACGGGCGAGAAGGAGGGCGUGAUGAAGGCCAAGCAGCAGAUCCUGGCCAUCUAUCAGGAAAUGGAGCGCAAGUGCACCGGCUUCAGCGUCGAGGUGCGCAAGUCGCAGCACAAGUACCUGAUCGGGCCGCGCGGCAACGGCAUUGCCGAGAUCCUGCAGAAGACUGGCGUGUUCGUGGAGAUGCCGCCGUCCGACUCCACGUCCGAUACGAUCACGCUGCGCGGACCGCAGGACAAGCUGGGCGAGGCGCUGACCAUGGUCUACGAGAAGGCCAACAGCGUUAUGAUGACCGAGGUCAACUGCCCCGUGUGGUGCCACAAGUACAUCAUCGGCAAAAAGGGCGCCGAGAUCAGGCAGAUCACCGCCGACCUUCCCAAGGUGCACGUGGAAUUCGACACGGGCUCCAGCAAGGUCAAAAUUGAGGGGCCGAAGGAGGACGUGGAGAAGGCCCGCGAGCGCAUCGAAGCCAAGGCCAAGGAGCUGGAGGACAGCAUGUGUCAGGAGCAGAUUGACGUGCCCACCAAGUACCACAAGCACAUCAUUGGCAAGGCCGGCGCCAACAUCAACAGGAUCAAGUGUGAGUACAGCGUGUACGUGUCGAUUCCGGAGAACGAGUCCUCGACAACGGUGAAGAUCGAGGGCCCGAAGGAAGGCGUCAUGGGCGCGCGUGACGAGCUGCUCGAGAUGACGGCCAAGAUGGAGAACGAGAAGGAGCGCGACAUCAUCAUCGAGAACCGCUUCCACCGGCAGAUCAUCGGCUCCAAGGGCGAGACGAUCACGCAGAUCCGGCAGAAGUUCGAGCAGGUGCAGAUCGUGUUCCCACGCCAGGGCGAGAAGUCUGACGUGGUGAAGAUCCGUGGCCCCAGAGAUAUGGUGGACCAGUGUUACAAGCACCUGCAGAAGCUGGUCAAGGGCAUGCAGGAGGCCGGCUACCAGGAGCGUGUCUCCAUCUACAAACAGCACCACAAGUUCAUCAUCGGCAAGGGCGGCGCCAACAUCCGCAAGAUCCGCGACGAGACCAACACGCGCAUCGAUCUGCCGGACGAGUCGUCCGACAGCAGCGAGAUCGUCAUCACUGGCCGCAAGGAGGACGUGCUGGCGGCGCGCGACCGCAUCCAGAAGAUCCAGAACGAGCUCGACAACAUUGUGCAGCGCGACAUCAUGGUGCCGUGCAAGUUCCACAACAGCAUUAUCGGGCCGGGCGGCCGGCUCAUCCAGUCCAUCAUGGAGGAGUGCGGCGGCGUGCAGAUCAAGUUCCCGCCCUCCGAGAGCAAGUCGGACAAGGUGACGAUUCGCGGCCCCAAGGAUGACGUGCAGAAGGCGGAGACGAUUUUGGUCGACCUGGCCAACGAGAAAACGCUCAACGGCCAUACCGCCGACGUCCGCGCCAAGCACGAGCACCACCGUUUCCUCAUCGGCAAGAACGGCUCCAAGAUCGAGGCCCUGCGCGAGGAGACGGGAACGCGGAUCGUGUUCCCCAGCGAGAACGACAAGGACUGUGAGAUCAUCACCAUCAUGGGCAAGAAGGAGAACGUGGAGAGGGCCAAGGAGCAGCUGGAGAAGCUCAUCAGGGACCUGGACCUGACGGUGACGGCCGAGAUGAGCGUGGACCCGCGGCACCAUCGGCACUUCGUGGCGCGCCGUGCCGAGGUGCUGCGCGAGAUCAAGGCCCAGUACGGCGGCGUGGAGGUCAGCUUCCCGCGGCCGGGCACCGCCGGCCAGACGGUCACGCUCAAGGGCGCCAAGGACUGCGUGGAGGCGGCCCGCCACCGCAUCCAGGAGAUCGUCGAGGCGCUGGAAUCUCAGGUCACGAUCGAGGUCGAGAUCCCGCAGAAGCACCACGGCACGGUGAUGGGCGCGCGCGGCUCGCACGUUCAGCACGUGACGCAGCAGCACCAGGUGCAGAUCAAGUUCCCGGACCGGGCCGACCCGAACGCGGCGCCGCCCACCCAGAACGGCACGGAAGAGCCGGCGGCCGGGCCGCGCCGCUGUGACCUGAUCCGGGUCACCGGUCCGGAGGCCAACUGCCUGAAGGCGAAGGCGGCGCUGCUCGAGCUGGUGCCCGUCACCAUCGAGGUGGAGGUGCCGUUUGACUAUCACCGCUUCAUCAUCGGCCAGAAGGGCAAGGGCGUGCGCGAGAUGAUGAAGAACUUCGACGUCAACAUCUCGAUCCCGCCGGCCGAGGAGCAUUCCAGCGUCAUCCGCAUCACCGGAACGCCGAACAAGCUGGACGACGCCCGCGAGGGUCUGCUGCAGCGCGUCAAGGAGCUGGACGCCGAGAUGGCCGACCGCGAGCUGCGCUCGUUCACGCUCCAGAUGCGCGUCAACCCCGACUACCACCCCAAGAUCAUCGGCCGCAAGGGCGCCGUCAUCUCCAAGAUCCGCAUGGACCAUGAAGUCAACGUGCAGUUCCCGCCCAAGGACUCUGAAGAGCCCGACCUGAUCACCAUCACCGGGUACGAGGAGAAGGCUCGCGCUGCCGAGGAGGCCAUCCGCCAGAUCGUCGGCGACCUGGACCAGAUGACGCGCGAGGAGCUGCGCAUCGACCCGCGCGUGCACGCGCGCAUCAUCGGCGGCCGCGGCAAGAACAUCCGCGCCAUCAUGACGGAGUUCCAGGUGGACGUGCGCUUCCCGCGCGCCGAGGACGCCGAGGACGACCUGGUGGUGAUCACCGGCGCCGAGGAGGCCGUAUUCGAGUGCGUCGAGCGCCUGCGUAACCUGGAGGAGGAGUACAUGCAGGACGUGGCCGAGCGCGAGGAGAUGAACUCGCACGUGCACUCGCGCGACACCGGCUACAACGGCGAGACGGGCGGCGGCCAGCAGGAGAGGUCCGGGUUCGUGGUGAGCGGCGCGCCGUGGCAGCAGCAGCAGCAGCAGCAGCAGCAGGCCGCGGUGCUGCGCUCCAGCGCGCCUGACAUGGCCAGCGCCGAGGAGUUCCCCAGCUUCGGCGACACGGCCAGCAGCACGCCCGUCAUGUGGGGACCGUCGCGCCGCUAGCCGCCGCCGGCGCCCAGAUACGCACGGACGGAGAGACCGCUGCUGCCGCCGCUGCCCGACGGAUCGGCACCGCUGCUACGGAGAGGGCGAGAGAGAAAGAAGGGAAGAAAGAGAGAGCGCGAGCGAGCGAGAGAGAGGGAGAGAAAAGCCACAAGUGUCUUCCGGGUCCCCGCGGCCGGGCCGGCGCCCAGGGACUGGCGCGAGCGGGCCCGCCCGCGCCGCCAACAGAGCAGAUCGGCACGCCUAUUUUGAAACGAUUCCAGUUUAUUUAGGGUUUUUGGCCUUGGCAUGGUUGGUUGUUUUUAACCGGUGCAUGACAAGUGCACUUUUUGUUGAUAUUUUAGGGGACAUGGUAUUCAAGUGUGGCUGACAGACCACGACAAUAACGACGUUGGCGCCGUACGCUAUGCACGGAGGCGAUUUGACUUGAUCCCGAUUUUGUACAAAGGGGUGGUGUGUGUACGACACAAGUCAUAAUAAUAACGUCCCAGCGACAUGGCGGCGCUUGAUUGCCGUUCGGUACACAUAUAUUAUAUGUUACAUAUAUAAUGGUGAAAGUAUACGAAUAUAAAUUAUAAAAUACACCACCUUUGCCCCUGAGACGAAUGAACGACUCUCAUGAAUUCGAUUGCCGCCCAAGGCUAUUGCUUGCAGUUGCAGGCUUCUCACCUGCCUGAGCGGGUACGACAGCAUAUUUGUUACAGACGACAUGCUUGCGACCUGUCCAGUGUUGACGAAGACGACGACGACGACGACGACGGGGUAUGUGCUAUAGACGUAGCCGACAUGCCGGCGGGCGAUUUGCCGGUCCCGAACGUGGGCCCUGCGUGCCGGUUCGGACGUCCAACGCGCGAUUUUCAAAUAAACAGCGGAGUCGG